AUGGCCGGCUUUAUCCCCAUCGUCCGGGCGCUGCAACAGGUUCCUGAUCUGUUCGUCCGCAAGGUCCUCGGCAUCAAUGCCAAUGAGCCUUAUGUUGCGAUGCCAAGCGAUAUGGACAAGAGAGCGGGAAAAAUUCUCGACCCCGCCGACGUCUACAUAGAGGAUGAACCAUCGGUGGCAGAGUGGUUCAAGGAAUUGGUCCCGUCAAGGUCAGGAGUCCUUCAAUACGUUACUAGUCUAUUUCCAUCUGCGUCAUGGAUUCGACGAUACAAUGUUCGAUGGUUGGCAGGAGACAUGGUUGCUGGAAUUACGAUUGGCUUGGUUGUUGUCCCUCAAGCUUUGGCGUAUGCCUCGCUGGCUGAUCUGACGCCGUCGUAUGGCCUAUACACCUCUUUUACGGGAGCAGUCCUGUACAGGGUCUUCGGGACGUCCAAAGACAUUGUCAUCGGUCUUCUAACAUUCGAGCCUCAGACUACUGCAGUUGGAUCACUACUUGUUGGGCAAGUCAUCAAUAAAGUUACUCUGGAAACUGGAGACUAUACCCACGAGCAGAUUGCCCACUGUCUAAGUAUGAUGUCGGGCGCGAUUCUUGUCUCCCUGGGUCUACUACGUCUGGGCUGGAUAAUAGAGUUUGUCCCCUAUAUUCCCAUAUCUGCAUUCGUCACUGCGGCAAGCAUCACCAUCAUGUCGACCCAAACGCCCACUCUGCUGGGUCUCCCUGGUGUUAACACGAGAGCGCCACCUUAUCAAGUCAUAAUUCAAACGUUGAAACUCCUUCCCCAAAUACAACUUGACGCAGCAGUUGGUCUCUCUUCCAUUGUAUUGCUCUUCGGUAUUCGCGGGAUAUGUACCAAGAUGGAGCAGCGCCAGCCAGCUAGGAGGCGAAUGUGGUCCUCUAUUUCAUCUUUGAGGUUGACUUUCACUAUGCUUCUCUUCACUCUAAUCAGUUAUUUAGCCAAUCGAAGCACGGAUGAGUUGAGCCCCAAAUUCCGCAUCGUGGGCCACAUAGAGCGGGGCUUUCAGCGGGCCGGCGUGCCGAAAAUCGAAACAAAAUUGCUUCAGCACGUAACAUCAAAAUUGCCUGCGGUGACCAUUAUCCUGGUGAUUGAGCAUAUUGCCAUAGCGAAAGCCAUGGGUCGGCUAUAUGACUACACAAUUAACCCGUCUCAGGAGGUCGUGGCCCUUGGCACCGCAAAUCUCCUCAGCCCGUUUGUUGGUGGUUACGUCUGUACGGGAUCAUUUGGUGCUUCCGCUGUCCUCUCCAAAUCAGGAGUCAGGACCCCCUUGGCCGGGCUUUUCAGCGCCGGGGUGCUUGUUCUUGCACUGUAUGCCUUGACCGGGGUCUUCUACUUUAUCCCCAAGGCGGCUCUCGCUGGUCUCAUCAUCCACGCUGUUUGCAACCUGCUAACGCCUCCUCGGACCCUAUAUAAAUAUUGGCAACUCUCACCCGUCGAAUUUUUGAUUUGGGUUGUUGGAGUCACUUUGGCUAUAUUAGUGUCACUCGAGGCAUCUAUCUAUGCGGGCACGGCUCUCUCAAUUUCACUAGUGUUGAUUCGACUUGCCAGGACACGGGGGAAAUUUCUGGGAGUUGUCAAGGUCAAGAGAGUUUUAGCAGCGAAGCAGAACGGAUUUGGAGGAGACCAUUCCGCCAGCGACAAAACAUACCAUGCUGCACCAGAUGCAUUUGUUCCUAUGGACAGAUCCGGGUCCGCAAAUCCCGACAUCAAAGCUGAAUCUCCCUAUCCCGGUGUCUUCAUUUACCAACUCCAUGAAGGAUUCAAUUACACCAAUCAAGCGUACCACACCGACACUCUAGGGAAGUACAUCAAGCAGAACACGCAAAGGGUAUCCGGGCGGAGGCUGGAAAUCCAGGCCUCCGAGAUCGCCUCCGAGAUCGCCGCCGGGCGGAGGCUGGAAACCUUGGCCUCCGAGAUCGCCGCCGGGCGGAGGCUGGAAACCUUGGCCUCCGAAAUCGCCGCCGGGCGGAGGCUGGAAACCUUGGCCUUCGAAAUUGCCGCCGCGUUGAGACUGGGAAGCCGAACCCGAGGGGUUGCCCGAACGCCCGAUCGGUCUGCAUCCGUUCGCAUUGUCUUUGGCAAAGUGCGCAUAGCUAUCAGCAUUUUUUAG
This is a messenger RNA of Metarhizium album ARSEF 1941, 2127 nucleotides long. Its product is annotated as sulfate permease 2. The transcript has 4 exons. Gene Ontology annotation, cellular component: membrane. NCBI's taxonomy places the organism in Eukaryota, Fungi, Ascomycota, Sordariomycetes, Hypocreales, Clavicipitaceae. Gene Ontology annotation, biological process: transmembrane transport. Gene Ontology annotation, molecular function: secondary active sulfate transmembrane transporter activity. The coding region runs from base 1 to 2127 and encodes 708 amino acids. The record is from RefSeq and is a predicted model, not a curated record.